AGAAUUUACCUCAUUUAUCACCUGGUUCACAUCAUUUUUCUCAAUUUCGCUCAUCAAUGUGUACAAUGCAAUAGACAUUCCAUCCUUGGCAGCAUAAUAAACACGAUUUUUCAGUAUUUCUCGUAGCUCAUACAUUAUCUUGCAUUGAGACCAAUUUCUUAUAGCCAGAUUCGAGGAAAUCUAUUUUCAAAUGACGAAAAACGAUUCAGAAUUCGCGAAAUUUCCUGACCCUGACGUAGGAAAAUUCAAGAACUUCAUUCCACACUUCCACUGAUGACAUUUGAAUUUGCAAUUCGAAGACAAAAAGGAAGAAGGAAGCAAAAAGCAAAAACUGGCAAUGGGAUUCUUGAAAAAAAUGAGUUUCUUUGGUAAAUUAUUCGGUGGUAAAAAGGAAGACGAAGGCCCUACACCUGGCGAAGCUAUCCAGAAGCUCCGGGAUACAGAGGAAAUGCUCAUAAAAAAACAAGACUUUCUAGAAAAGAAGAUAGCAGAAUACACCUUAGUUGCAAAGAAAAAUGCUGCUAAAAACAAGAGAGUGGCUCUGCAAGCUCUCAAGAAAAAGAAAAGGUUAGAAAAGAAUCAACUACAAAUUGAUGGGACCCUCACAACUAUUGAGAUGCAAAGGGAGGCUUUGGAAGGGGCUAGCACAAACACAACUGUUUUGGAAUCUAUGAAAAAUGCAGCUGAGGCACUCAAGAAAGCACACAAAAACCUAGAUGUUGAUAAUGUCCAUGAUAUUAUGGAUGAUAUAGCAGAACAACAUGAUAUUGCCAAUGAAAUUUCAAAUGCAAUCAGCAACCCUGUUGGGUUUGCAGAAGAUCUGGAUGAUGAGGAGCUUGAAAAAGAGCUGGAAGAAUUGGAACAAGAGGGUCUAGAGGAAGAUCUCCUAAAGGUGCCUGGUCCAACUGAGUUGCCAGCUCUCCCAACACCAGCAACAGGGGCUAUUGCUAAGCCAGUAAAACCACAAGCCAAAAAAGUGGAGGAUGAUGAUGACAUGAAGGAAUUAGAAGCUUGGGCCUCAUAAAAAAUGGAGAUCUAGUUCAUCACAUUGAUAUGUUGAAAAAAAGUAAUAUAUGCACCAAUGCUAACAUAAACUUCAAUAUUAUUAUAUAAUAAUUAAUGCAUCAUCAGGUGAAUAUUUCAUUGAUAGGAUAUAGGAUAGAUCAUCAUAUUAUGCUUCAACUCUUGGAAUUGUCUAAUUUUUCAUCAUGCAGGCUUGAAGUUACUCCUCAGAUAUGUAAAUAUAUAGUGAUUAUUGAUAAAUAAUAUUGUUCAUACUGAAAUUUUUGUCUUAGAAAAUUUAUAUUGAAUAUGAUCAAGAUAAACUGACACUUAAAAUUGCAGGAUCAAUGAACAAAAAUGGAACUACCCUUCUUGCAACUUACUGUCUUAUUGGAAAUUGAGUUUUUAUGACUGUUUGUCUUGAUAUCAGAAAAAUUAUGUUUUUUUUUUCAGAUAUUUAAUGAAGUAUCUAUAUUUACAUACAAUUGGCUUUCAUUUCUCCAUGCCCAACCAAAUAUUGAGAUUGUAUUAUUAGGUGUGCUACAGUGAAGAUAGAUAGAAAGGAAAGGUUCACUAAAUCAGACCAACAUUCACAGUUUAUAGCUAUGGAAUAAAAUAUAUUAAAUAAUUUGUGAAUCUAUAUAAAAUAUGCAAUUUCGAAUUCAAUCAGUCUUCUUCUAAUAUACAAUGUUCUACCAUUUCUUUUAAAUUUGGAUUUUCCAUUGCUGCUGCUAUUCUCUCUUUGUCAUUUAUUUGUUUAUUUACUGUAAAAUUAAAAGGAUUAUAAUAUUCAACUAUUAAUACAUAUAAAUACUGACUUUCAUGUUCUGUUGUGUGAGCUCCACUUUUGAUGUAAAUAUCCAAUUUUAGGGGACAUGGCAUAUUUCUUUCUAAUUUGAUUCUUAUACAUAGGCCAAUCAAGGUAGCCAGAGAGCAAUGUGGUAUGGUUGGAUUGAAUUCUACCCUAACUACAUUGACAUCACCUGAGGUUGGCUGACC
Messenger RNA from Phaedon cochleariae (mustard beetle), 2001 nucleotides. Lineage: Eukaryota; Metazoa; Arthropoda; Insecta; Coleoptera; Chrysomelidae. The record is from the annotation of a GenBank genome assembly.